UGAUCACAGCAGCUCCAUGGAGGAGGAGACAUGGAUGUGCCGCCAAUAAACCUGGAGAAGAAGAAGAAGAAGCUUGGAGGACCAGGGCAGUGGAUUUAAGGACGCUUGGAACCAGAACCAGAACCAGGUGUCCUCUAGGGGAGUCCUCUGAUCAUGGCUCUGAUCUCUCUGGAGGACCUGGACGGCCUGGACGGCCUGGAAGACGAGCAGCUGGACGAUGACAUCACCGACGAGCCCGAGCCAAUGACUGACGAGGAAAGAGACCGCCUGCUCACGCACUGGAGGGGCGUGGCCAGCACCCACCAGGUGUCUGUUCCUUCAGAAAUGACCGGGCCCAUCCAGGAAAUGACCCACCGCAGCCAGCAGAGGGAGCCGCUCCCCUUCACCCCCAUCUCCUGCCACGAGAAGAUGGGGGAGGUUCUGUUCGAGGAGCGGCUCUACCCGGCCGGCCACUGGGCCUGCGUGACCCGGAGGGAGGAUCUGUACGAGCAGAGCAUCUCCAUGAGCUUCAUGAAGCUGAUGAGGUUCAUCUGCAAGGAGAACUCUGCUGGUCGAUACCUGGGCAUGACGGUCCCGGUGAUCAGCAGCAUCCAGGUGAUGGAGGACGGGAACAGGUUUGAGAAAGCCGUGGAGACGGCGUUCUUCCUCCCCAGCGAGUUCCAGAGCCGCCCCCCCCAGCCCUCGGAUCCGGACGUCUCCGUCGUCCACCGGCAGCCCGUCAGGGUGGUGGCCAGGGGCUUCUCCGGGACGACCACGGAGGAGACGGUGGGCCGGCAGGUCCGCCUGCUGUGGGAGGUUCUGGGUCCCAGCGAGCAGCUGCACACGGACCGCUACAUGGUGGCCGUGUACGACAACCCUGGAGCCCCGACCCGCCGCAACGAGAUCUGGUUCCUCCGACGAGACCCGUAGGCCCUGCUGUCCGGACCAGAGCUGGGGCCGGGGACAGUUCUCCCGCUGCUCAGGAAGUCUCUUCUGAUUGGAGGAGGGUGGAGGAGCUGGUGAUGUCCCUUCCUGUACCAUGUAUUUGUCGUAGUACUAUGCAGUCUGUGGUUUCCAUGUGGGGGUGACAGGAGGCGGGGCCUCGUGAUUGAUGUCUCAGCAAAACCGCUUCAGCUUUCCACUUUGUUCUGCGUUCUUGUGUGAAAGUCCUGAAAUAAAGAUUUUACCUGGAAAAAACUAAAAGCCCUCC
This is a messenger RNA of Cololabis saira (Pacific saury), 1189 nucleotides long. RefSeq names its product heme-binding protein soul4 (gene soul4). The coding region runs from base 154 to 909 and encodes 251 amino acids. The record is from RefSeq and is a predicted model, not a curated record. The transcript has 6 exons. Lineage: Eukaryota; Metazoa; Chordata; Actinopteri; Beloniformes; Belonidae.